UAACUAACAAACAUCCAAUUUUGCAAGUUAAGCGAAUUUCUUGAAAGAAAAAGUACACAAAAAUCUUGUUGUUUUUUUUCUCUUGGAUCUGAAAAAAAUAAACUAUGUCCUACGUUGUUAGGCUUCUGCUUGUGGUUUGCAUGGCGAGCGUCGCUAGCGCCGCCUAUGUCAACGACUGGGACCAGCCCUUCAACUUCAGAUGUCCGGACGGUCAAGUGGUCAGCUACGUGUCCAGUAUCCAUAACAACAGAAGGGAGGACAGGCGGUGGGAGUUUCUGUGUCGUUCGACCAGACAGACACAUUCAUGCACAGACAGUGGUUAUGUUAACGAUUUUGAUGGCCCUCUGGUCUACACAUGCCCCGGAAACAAAGUCAUGGUUGGCGUCCAUAGUUACCAUAACAACCGUCGAGAGGAUCGCAGGUUCGGCUUCUACUGCUGUGACGUCCAGGGCAGCACACCACGUGACUGUUACACCACCAACUACGUCAACGACUGGGACGAGAAGCUGACCUUGGUUGUACCGGAAGGAACAGCCGUCAAGGCUGCGUACAGUCACCAUGACAACCGACGCGAAGAUCGAAGAUGGCAGUUUCAGAUUUGCACUCUGUAAACAUUUAUAGACUAAAAGCCGAUUGCAUUGAGUGUUUGAAAUUGUAUAAAUGUCCUCACAUUUUCAAUAAUUUGGAAGCAUUUAUAGAACUUUUAUAGCUAAAGGUGGCUAUGUUUUUAAAUACUCUUUUUGUAAACAUUUUAUGUCAUACUUCAUUGACGUACUAUUGUACCUAUGUAAUGUGUUGUUUAUUUUGAUAUAUAUAUAGAUACAUUUAUGUUUUUUUUUCGUUGCGUUCUGAUUUAAAUAAAAAAAAAAAUAAACUUUUUUGUUUAAAUAUUGAUGACACUGAAAUAAAUAGUAUUGAUUUAAAA
This is a messenger RNA of Biomphalaria glabrata, 925 nucleotides long. Its product is annotated as dermatopontin-like. Gene Ontology annotation, biological process: collagen fibril organization. Bases 105 to 611 code for a protein of 168 amino acids. The record is from RefSeq and is a predicted model, not a curated record. Lineage: Eukaryota; Metazoa; Mollusca; Gastropoda; Planorbidae. The transcript has 2 exons. Gene Ontology annotation, molecular function: extracellular matrix structural constituent. Gene Ontology annotation, cellular component: extracellular matrix.